AUGAACAGACCACGCAACCGUCAGCCUAAACAGCCCCGCGGCGGUCGAGGUCGAGGUCGAGGUCGUGGAGGAGGAAGUCAACAUUCAUCAACCCGACCUAAUGAAUAUCACGCCGUGCCUGGUACAGAACAAGUCAUAGCCGGCGCAUCAGUUUCCAUCGUACUGAAACAAGACCAAGGUACUGGACGCGAAGUACAAGGCAUAGUCCAAGACAUCUUAUCCUCUGGCAAUCACCCGCGCGGAAUCAAAGUGAGAUUGCGGGAUGGGAGGGUUGGGAGAGUUCAAAGAAGAUUGAUGAGUGAUGGAGGAGAAGGGGGACCGGCAAUAUCGCAAUCUCAUCAAGGUUAUAAUACUGAAUACCGUGAUGCUGGCGGUAAUGAUGGAUUUCGACAACAGCAGCAGCAGCAAGAAGGACUACCGCCUCCCAGGACUUUGGCACAAUUUCUUCCGGCCUCUGAUGGCGAAAACACGAGCGAAAGGCGAGAUGAAGAGUUUACUUUCAGCAGCGCUACUGCCAAAUGUCCGAUUUGUGGAUUGUUUGAGGGAGAUGAGGUUGCCGUGUCACAUCACGUUGACAGUCAUCUCACUUGA
This is a messenger RNA of Pseudocercospora fijiensis CIRAD86, 591 nucleotides long. RefSeq lists its product as uncharacterized. NCBI's taxonomy places the organism in Eukaryota, Fungi, Ascomycota, Dothideomycetes, Mycosphaerellales, Mycosphaerellaceae. Bases 1 to 591 code for a protein of 196 amino acids. The record is from RefSeq and is a predicted model, not a curated record. The transcript has a single exon.